UUCAGAUAAUAUGCCGUCUGCUCCUACGGAUAAGUUUGACGGUCUUCUCCUGGGAAUGGCCCAGGAGUGUGAAGGCGGGGUUCAGGAGAUGUUGGACGUAAUCUUUAGUUUCCUCGCCAGAAAGACCGACUUCUACACUAGUGGGAUGGAGGAGAAGGCAGAGAAGUUAGUCAUGGAGAAGUAUAGAAAACAUGGAGAGUCAGCGCGCAAAGAAGCAGCAGCUAAGAAAGCCAGAAAUGAGGAAGCUGAUAGAAAAAUGCGCGAACGAAGAGAACGUGAAGAGAAGGAACAAAGUGAGGAACCAAAAAUUUGCGAAGUUUCCGAAGAUGAAGCUAAGAAAAUUGAGGAGGAAGAAAAGUUGAAAAAGGCUAAACCUGAAGCCGAGAAACCCAAAGAGAACGGAGAUAGUAAAAAGAAGGAUGAAGAGGAGGAGGAUGAAGAUAAGGGAAAAUUGAAACCGAACUCACGGAACGGAGCUGAUCUGACAGAUUACAAUUGGGGACAAACUUUGGAAGAAAUUGAGCUGAGAAUACCUCUAGGAGGAGCAUAUAGGGCGAAGGAUUUAAUUAUAGAAAUAGAGAAGAAGCAUCUGAAGGUUGGAAUACGCGGGAAACCGUUUAUAAUUGAUGGAGAUCUUCUCAAGGAGAUCAAGAGGGAGGAGAGUGCCUGGGUUCUAGAGGAUAAAAAAUGUGUACUAAUUAACUUAGAGAAGGAGAUGGGUAAACCUACAAGUGAUGAACAGAAGAAGCAAGAUACUCUCAAAGCAUUCAUGGCUCAGCAUCCAGAGAUGGAUUUCUCCAACUGCAAGUUUAACUAAGCCUCUAGUCCUUUCUUUGUCCCUGAUGCACUGAUCAAGAAUCAAAUCUAAAUAUAAAUAUACUUAUACACUACGUUUUGCCCAACUCCGUGAAAUAUCUGUGAUUUCGAAUGAAUGCAUUGUUUGGUGUAAUAAAUCAUUUUUUAGUAA
Messenger RNA from Eurytemora carolleeae, 967 nucleotides. RefSeq names its product nuclear migration protein nudC (gene nudC). The transcript is spliced from 3 exons. Gene Ontology annotation, biological process: protein folding. Gene Ontology annotation, cellular component: cytoplasm. Lineage: Eukaryota; Metazoa; Arthropoda; Copepoda; Calanoida; Temoridae. Bases 11 to 817 code for a protein of 268 amino acids. The record is from RefSeq and is a predicted model, not a curated record.